ACCAGCGCCAGCCACACAAAGCCCCGCCGGGAGCGCCCGUCGGUGCCGGCGCUGGAGCUGGGGCUGCCCCCGGCUUUGCUGCUCGGCGCGCUCCGUAAGGGGGUCAUUGCCCAGAAGCAGCCCCGUGGCGACCGGCCGACGCGAGGGGCGGUGAUGAGCGCCAGUGGAAGGUCCCGGCUCCGUGCGCCGCGGGGAGAAGCCGCUCCCGAGAGCCAUAGCCGGGGUUAAACGGGAAGAGAGGAGCGGUGCUAAUGGAAACUGGUGUGGAACUGGCGUUGGCGGAGCUUUGGCUGGACCUUUCCACCCAGUUCCGGGUGUUCUGCCCGAGAAGGAAUGAAGGAGGAGGAGAGGCGCGCCGCAGGGAUGCAAAGGGGAACAUGGGUGAGCCAGGCUCCCCUGGGCUGAAAGGAAGACAGGGCUACCCAGGUAUUGAAGGUUCAAUCGGAUACCCUGGUCCCAAGGGUGUCCCAGGACUGAAAGGAGAGGUGAGAAAGAAGAGACCAAAUGGCACCUCUGGGCACUUGUGGCGUGGGGUGGGCACCUUUCUGUUGCAAAGAGGGAGAGUUUAGCUGUAAUGGGGAGAAUAACAACCCUAUUAAUAUGUAAAGGCAGACACAGGCAGGGAUUUCCAGGGGCAUCCCAAAGCCUGUCUCCUCCUUCAGGCACUGUCUUGUGAAGUGGUGAUGUUUGUACGAAGUAAAUGGGUGAUGAGUG
Strigops habroptila (Kakapo) is the source of this 714-nucleotide messenger RNA. Its product is annotated as collagen alpha-2(VI) chain-like. Lineage: Eukaryota; Metazoa; Chordata; Aves; Psittaciformes; Psittacidae. The transcript has 4 exons. The record is from RefSeq and is a predicted model, not a curated record. Bases 252 to 569 code for a protein of 105 amino acids.